AGAGAGGUAGACGGUAGAUACCGGACAGACACGGUACCAACAGCGGUGAAGUACAGCGGCAGCGACAACUAUGAGAGGAGAUAAGUUUACAGGGUGAGGUUGGCUGGUUGGCAGCCGUUGUCGCAUUCUCGGAGAAACACCGCAAACCGUCGGACGUCGAGAGGUCGCGGGACAGUCUGCGGUCCUGGAGAAAUAACUGGUGGACACAUACACACGCACACACGGUUUCUGGAGACAGCAGCAGCAGCAGCAGGAGCAGGGCGAGUGUUUUGGCGGCGGUCCCGCUGCUAGCGAAACAUGAACAAAAACCACCGAGUGCCGAGCAACCGAUCUCUUGGUGCCGUGGAGGUGAAGAGCAAGUUUGGUGCAGAGUUUCGUCGGUUCUCGCUGGAUCGGUCGAAGCCGGGCCGCUUUGAUGAGUUCUACGGCCUCCUGCAGCACGUUCAUCGUAUCCCCAAUGUGGAGUUGUUGGUGGGCUACGCCGACGUGCACGGCGACCUCCUACCAAUCAACAACGAUGACAACUACCAUAAAGCCAUCUCCACUGCCAGCCCUCUACUCAGGCUGUUCCUGCAGAGGAAAGAGGAAGCUGAUUACACAACUUUUUGUACGGACUCUCUGACCAGAAAGAAAAACACUGUGCUUUCUGCAGUUCUCCUGCGGCCUGACACCAACAAAAAAAAAUCGCCGGUGAUAAUCAGCCUCCCGAGGGACUUCCGCCCGGUCUCCUCCAUCAUCGAUGUGGACAUCCUCCCUGAGACGCACCGACGUGUUCGCCUUUACAAGCACGGCCAGGAAAAACCGCUGGGCUUCUACAUCCGCGAUGGCUCCAGCGUACGGGUCACUCCACAGGGCCUGGAGAAAGUCCCGGGAAUAUUCAUCUCUCGCAUGGUGCCCGGCGGGCUAGCUGAGAGCACCGGCCUGCUGGCAGUCAAUGAUGAGGUGCUGGAGGUGAAUGGUAUCGAGGUGGCUGGAAAGUCUCUAGACCAGGUGACAGACAUGAUGAUCGCCAACAGCCACAACCUCAUCAUCACUGUCAAGCCUGCCAACCAGCGGAACAAUGUUGUUCGCAGUGGAGGAGGAGGAGGAGGUGGCGGAGGCGCGGCGUCUGGUAGCUCAGGGCGCUCGUCGGACAGCGGUGCCAGCUACUACGGCUACUCAACACAGGGUGGGGUUGGUGCUGCGGCCUCCGUGCCAUCGCACAUCAUCCAGAACUUCCCUGUUGGGGAGCUGGAAAGCGACGAAGACGACGAGGAUCUGGUGAUCGAGGCUGGGGGCGAGGCUGAGCCAAUAAGACACGCCGCCUCCAACUAUAGCAUGCCCUCGCUGCUUCGCUACGAGCCACACCUUAACCUCCGCACUGCCUCCACCUCCGCCCUCUCCAUCAACGCCAAUGGGACCCUGCCAGCUAGCGGCAGCAGCGGAUCACUAAGCAACGCCAAUGCCACUUCGACAACGCCGUCGCCAGACCGAGCAAUGGAGAGGCGGAGUCUGGAGGAGGACGGCACUGUAAUAACUCUGUAGACUCGAUAUUCACACACUAAACACUGGAAACCAGAGACAAACACUGAGAAUACUUCUACACACACUUGUGGGAGUCAUGGAUCAGCUAAUUAAACACAGCAACAUCCUGUACCAUCAUACGGUGACUGUACCUGAGGAGAAGCACAAUGAAACGUGUACAUAUUAAAUCUCAUGACACUAACAUUUACACGUCAAACACUACAGCCCAUAUUUUCCUCCUCUACAUGCCAGUGACCGUGCAUGAAUGCCAUAGUGGUAACACCACCCCCUCCUCCGGUUCUGCAGGCAGAUAAAUGUCAGACAAAGAACAGCAGAAAAUAAUUUGGUUCCCACCAAACCACUAGUAGCACUUGUUUUUAAUCCAAAAAACUGUUGUUGCGCUGAGCUUCCACUAGAGGGCAGAGAAGAGACGCUUUUUUUUUUUGUUGUAUUUUUUUGUUUUUUUUCCCCUCAACAGUCCCAGGAAUAGAUGAAGGUAAAAGUCCUGUGAAUGAGUCACUUCCACCCCCAUAACAAACACACUGAAGCCGGACUGUAGCUCAAGCAUUUAUUGACAAUCUGUGGUUGUUUUUUGCCUUGUCACCCCACGCCCUUACCACUGUACCACACUAUGACCACUUCCCCCAGGUGACCACAUCAUGCGAUUGGUAAACGGUUGCGGUACUUUCCAUACAGUGCAAGUACCGCAACAAUCGACCAAGUGCUGAGAUCCGCAAUAAUACUGUAGUUUUUAUUCAAGGAGAAACAAGUCUGGGUUCUUCUUGUAGGCUCAGAUGCUUUUAGCCACUGUUAGCUGUUUCUUCCUCUUUACCUGCUGUGUUAAUGACUGACUGAUAAUGAAAGGCUGGUGAUUUUGAUGAGUCUUGGAGCAACUUGCCUUUUGAAAAUCCCUUUACUUUUAGGCCAGUGUUUUAUAUUAUUGAUGUUUUCACUUUGUUUCUUGUCUCUCUCUCCUAUUUUUUAAUUUUUUUAUUACAGUACUUAUUUCACAAGUGACUGUACGACCAGUUUCCAUCUGACCCAUUGCAAAGCGCAAGUCACUCCAGAAAAUUGCUCUUAGAAUUAAUUUCCCUCUCAUAUUUCCUUCAUAUUGCACUCCCUAUCCUCUCCACGACAAGGGCUAUUUCCCCUGCUGCAUGUGUACAAAUAACAAAAUGUGAAUGUGAUUGAGUUUUUGUUUUACCCUCCUUCUUUCUGGACCACAAGUCAAAGUAUCUAAUGUCAAUGCUGUACAGUAUAUCCAUCUCUAACGCUAACCCCAGGCCCUGAGUUCACUUGGAUGUGUCCUGAAACAUUCACAUAUGAAAAGUGUUCUCUCCAGUAUUUCUGCACCAUGUUAUCUUUUUGCAUCUUUAUUCUCAUUGCAUUCAAUUAAUGACACACUAUGUAACACGUCAACUAUGUAACAUUCAGAAUAUCAACUUAAUAUUGACUUUGGGCACAAAUGGCAGAUCAGUAGCUGACCUGUAACACCACAGAAGUGGGUUAAAUGAGCGGUACGUACAGUGACAACAGAGAAACUGCCUGUAUCUCAAAAGGGAGCCCUGGUCAGAUUGAGUCAUCUUUAAACACACACACAUGCAGGUACACUGGGCACAAACAGAUUCACUUUUGUAUUUGAUGAAGGUGAGUCAGGUCUGUCUUAUGUGUACAGUAUGUCUUGGCCCUGGUCUGUAUUUGGUAUUUCCACUGAAGCUGUUGCUUUCCUUGAGAAGUCCCUAAUGAGGUAAUGAACUGGCUCUCAGCAGAAAGUUGAUCGACAGUUUAGGCCUAAGUUUAAAGCUGCACUAAGGGAAGUGUGUGUGUGUGUGUGUGUGUGUGUGUGUGUGUGUUUUUUUUAAAUACUAAAAAUGAUUUUGGGCUGCAGAGAUACUUGACUUCACAUGCAGGAUUGUUCAGUAGUGGAGUCAAUCUGAAUCCGCCAAAACAGUUUUUGAGUUGAAUUUGUGGGAUUUUUGCACUUAACUCCAAAUCAUUUGCUGAUUAUUCCCCUCAGAAAUGUGGGCUCGUGAUCUCCUCACCAUGAAAAGUAAUUCUGGUACCGCCUGCUCUUGAAGUGGAUCCCUAACAUUUAUUGGAAGUAUAGAUCCAUUAAUCUCACAUGCUGUUGCUAACUGCCUUCCUGAAGAGUGAGGGCAGAUGGCCGAUUAUUUCUCUUAUUGAUUUUCAACAUUUGCUCUCCUGUUAAGUUAUAACAUUGAUUUUAGCAUGGAUUGUUAUCUCACUAGAACACACAGCAACUCUCAGUAUCAGCUUAACUUGAACCUAUGUGCACUCGUAAUGAAACACUGUACAUUCAUACAGAUCACCAUCACGCUAAUGUUUGAAUACCUGAUGAGCCUAUCAGACUGAAUAACUAUGACUGGAAACCAACACACAUCCGCUAUUGUAUUUCAAGCUAUAUGUAUACGGUACUGUGCUUUUGGCCUUCUAUGGUACACUGGAUGCUGGUGGGAUUCUGUCUUCUUUCAUUCCCGACAUUAAAACAGUAAUGAAUGAUACUCUGAAUGGAAACCUUUUAGAAAUCAAUGUUAAUUUAUUUCCUUUAAUCCUAACUUUACCACAGGACACUGGGAUUGUAACCACAGCGACACUGUUAUUUAUUCUCUAAUCAUGUGUCUGCAUAUUUUCUUUCUUUGUACACAUUUUAUGACUAUUUUUUUAUUACUGAUAUUUUUUUUUUUUUUGGUUCAUUCAUGAUUGUUAUUGUUUGGUCAUAAAUCUCCUGGUAGAUGUUAUUGUCAAACAGUAGAUGAUUUUAGUAGGUGAUUUUACUGUUCUGGCUAAAGCAAGACAUGACACUUUCUUUUUUCUUUUUUUGCAUACUGUGAAUUAUCAAUAUUAUGUUGUGAGAGAGAAAACAGUCAUGUUAGCACAACCUCAAAACAGGCUACAUGUUUUGCUUUGAGUCUGAUGUUUGUUUGUUUUUUUUAAAGUGAUCAAGCAAUGAUUUUUGCUUGCCAGAUAAAUCCUAUGGUAUAGAUUUGUUAUUAAAAUUGUCAGUAUUUUCAUAUCGAUGCUAUAUAUGAUGUGCAUUUUUAUCACAUUUAAUGAAAAUGUUUUAAGAUUCAACUGGAGAAUGAAUAUGAAUAAAUAGUCUUGCACCUGUACUUGCUGAUUGGAGGAGCUGGAUAAAAUAAACUAAUAUGUAGUAUGA
This is a messenger RNA of Micropterus salmoides (largemouth bass), 4681 nucleotides long. It is a transcript of the gene pard6b, whose product is annotated as par-6 partitioning defective 6 homolog beta (C. elegans). Gene Ontology annotation, molecular function: protein kinase C binding. The transcript is spliced from 3 exons. Gene Ontology annotation, cellular component: apical plasma membrane; nucleus; cell cortex. Gene Ontology annotation, biological process: regulation of cellular localization; establishment or maintenance of cell polarity; centrosome cycle. The coding region runs from base 298 to 1524 and encodes 408 amino acids. Lineage: Eukaryota; Metazoa; Chordata; Actinopteri; Centrarchiformes; Centrarchidae. The record is from RefSeq and is a predicted model, not a curated record.